Molecule: messenger RNA, 1629 nt
Organism: Fonsecaea erecta
Lineage: Eukaryota; Fungi; Ascomycota; Eurotiomycetes; Chaetothyriales; Herpotrichiellaceae
Exons: 5
Coding region: 1-1629 (542 amino acids)
Biological process (GO): transmembrane transport
Molecular function (GO): transmembrane transporter activity
Source: RefSeq, a predicted model, not a curated record
AUGGAUGGCUCAAAAGAUCCCUCUCAGGAGGAAAAGCAGGUCGGCUACUGCGAAGACAUCGCCGAAAAGCCACAUGUCACAGCUCAUCAGGAACAUCAUCUCAUCACGAGCGAGGAAGCCACGCAGGAAGGGGAAGGGAUCCUCCUUACCAUCAACACCAAGGAUGGGACGGACACGGCAGGGCUGAAAUUAGCACCGGACGGUCGUACUGUUCUGAUUCCGCAACCGAGUGAUGACCCCAACGAUCCGCUUAACUGGCCGUGGUGGAAGAAACACGCCGUCCUCCUCACCACGUCGAUCCUGGCCGGCAACGGGGACUUCAGUCUCUGCCUGGGCUUUCCGGCCAUCCUGCCACAGGCCGGCCACUGGAACAAGUCGUACAACUCGAUGAACUUCACCACGAACCUGGCCGUAAUUAUGGUGGGCGUUGGCGGCGUCCUCGCCAUCCCGCCGAGCUACUUCUGGGGACGUGCACCGGUCGUGUUCUGGAGCGUGCUGGCCAGCGCACUGUUCACGCUGGGCAUCUGCUUGACGGACAGCUUCGAGGCCUUCUACGCGCUACGGGCGCUGCAGGGGGCCACGCUGACCGUGUGCCAGACCACGACGCUGUGCUACAUCAAGGAUAUGUUCUUCCUGCACGAGCACGCCCGCAAGAUCGGCAUCUGGCUGUUCUUCUUCUACGUCACGCCCUACGUAGGGCCUAUGCUGGGCUACUUCAUGAUCUCCGGCCUCGACUCUGCCUGGCGUCCGCUGUACUGGCUCGCCUUCGGGUCGACAUGCCUGGACCUCGUCCUCGUGCUGCUGUUCCUCGAUGAGACCUGGUACCGCCGGGACGUGUCCAUCGAAGAGCAGCCGCGCCGCGGGGGCCGGUGGCAGAGGGUGGUUGGGAUCUGGCAGAUUAGGCACCACAAUGGCUACUUCAUGGGUGUCGUCCCGGCCUUUGGCAGGCUCUGGGCCGUGUUGGUCAAGCCACUGAUGCUGCCGAUCCUCGUCUACUUCUGCCUCUAUUUCAUGUGGGCCACCGGGGUCAAUAUCACAGCGGCUGUCCUCCUGGGAACGCCCGUAGAUGUGGGAGGAUACGGGUUCAGUCCCGAGGCUUCUGGGUUCAUCUAUUUUGCUCCAGCCAUCGGUGUAACGUUGGGCGAAGCCCUCGGACACUGGCUGAACGACUGGAACGCGGCGCGGUAUACGAGACGGCACGACGGGCUUUUCAAGGCAGAGGCGCGCCUCCCAGUCACGUACCUGGGGACCAUCAUCAUGGUGCCGGGCCUGGUGCUUCUGGGACAGUCGUUCGAGCAUCGCCUGCACUGGCUGGGCGUGGCGUUCGGCUGGGGCAUCUACAUCUUCGGGGCCAUGCUGUCUAGCGUGGCCAUCACGGCCUACGCCCUGGAAUGCUAUCCGCAGGCCUCGGGCGAGGUGUCGGCCUUCAUCAACUUCAUGCGCGUCAUGGGCGGCUUCGCUGUGGGCUACUUCCAGCAGCCGUGGGGGUUGAGCGUCGGCUAUGGCGCGAGCUUCGGCACCCAGGCAGCCGUGAUUGUCGCGGCCGGGGGCAUCCUCACCUUCAUCUACUUCUACGGCGAAAGGCUUCGGGUCAAAGGCGGUCCGCUCAGGUUCCCAGGCUCGACCUGA